Molecule: messenger RNA, 1546 nt
Organism: Marchantia polymorpha subsp. ruderalis
Lineage: Eukaryota; Viridiplantae; Streptophyta; Marchantiopsida; Marchantiales; Marchantiaceae
Source: the annotation of a GenBank genome assembly
UGGGAGAGGGCAGGGCAACAGAGCAGCUGCCUGAACGGAGAUCUCUGCUGCUUUGCUGUGUGCAGUUGAGAGAGAGUUGACGGGUCGAUUGAUUCUUGCACAAUUCGAUGUGCUGCCUCGAUCACUUCGUGUGUUCAUCAAUUCUGGUGUGGGAGAUCGAGGGAGUAGUGUUCGAUUUGGCAGCGCGGUCGGGUGGUUGGAUUGUUUGAUUGCUGCUAGGACGGAGGUUUAUUAGAACGUUUAUAGGUGGAUUGGGUCGGGACAAGUUUGUGGGUCCUGGAGCCGGAUGUUUAGGAGGAAGACACAGAUUCAGUGAAGUUGGAGGAAGAUUACUAGCUAGUAAGAGAUGUCGCUCCGGCCAGAGCGUCAAGCUCCUCCGGAGAUUUUUUACAAUGAAUCUGAAGCUCGGAAGUAUACCACUUCGUCGCGAAUUAUCGAAAUUCAGGCCAAACUAACAGAACGAGCGCUGGAACUGCUGGCGUUGCCUAGUGAUGGUAUUCCUCGUCUUCUGUUGGACAUAGGAUGUGGGUCAGGUUUAAGCGGAGAGACGUUGACUGAGAAUGGGCAUCAUUGGAUCGGAAUGGACAUUUCCGAGUCUAUGAUAGAUAUCGCUCUUGAACGCGAGGUCGAUGGAGACUUGCUGGUCAGCGACAUUGGGCAGGGUUUGGGUUUCCGCCCUGGCUCAUUGGAUGGAGCCAUUAGUAUUUCAGCUGUGCAGUGGCUUUGCAAUGCCGAUAAGAGUUGCAAUGAUCCCCGGGCACGACUUAAAGCAUUUUUUUCAUCUCUGUACAAGUGUCUAGCGAGAGGAGCUCGAGCGAUCUUGCAAAUUUAUCCUGAAAAUACACAACAAUUGGAGAUGAUUUCAACAGCUGCAAUGCGAGUAGGGUUUUCGGGAGGCUUGGUUGUCGAUUAUCCUCACAGUUCAAGAGCAAAGAAGUACUUUUUGUGUUUGUCUUGUGGUCCACCCAGUACAAGCACUCCCCUUCCGAAAGCAAAGGGCGAGGACGGAGGAAGUGAAAGUGAGGAUGAUAGUGAGGACGAGGAAAACGAAACUGUUGAUGUAGCUGAAAGGCAAAGGCCGGCGAAAAGACUGAAAAACGGAAAGAAAGUCAAGGGGAGAGCGUGGCUUCUCAAAAAGAAAGAGCAAAGGAGAAACAAGGGUGUAACAAAUGUUCCACGAGACACGAAGUACACUGGGCGUAAAAGAAAAACACGGUUUUAGAUUCUUAGAGACAUUUGGGAUUAUCAUCAUUGUACUAAUACGAGCACAUUUUUUUCUCUUGAAAGUCACCUCGAAGAGAGUUUUAAACAAAGAUAGUUCAGUAGUAGGAAUUUUUGGCAACUUUAUGGCUUACAGGUAAUUGCCUUAGCCACAUACUUUCUUAGUCCUUUAUUCAGUGGAUGAAAGAUCGGGAGUGGAUCUGUAGAUAAUCUGAGUGUUGCUUCAAGCCUUUUAUUCGAAUUUGUUACACGAUGCCACCGGCAUCGCGAUUGUAUUCGAGAAUCGUUAGUGAAUCUGAAGUGCACGUGUCAUACAGACGUCUUU